Lepus europaeus (European hare) is the source of this 4724-nucleotide messenger RNA. RefSeq names its product proline rich and Gla domain 1 (gene PRRG1). NCBI's taxonomy places the organism in Eukaryota, Metazoa, Chordata, Mammalia, Lagomorpha, Leporidae. Bases 149 to 805 code for a protein of 218 amino acids. Gene Ontology annotation, molecular function: calcium ion binding. The transcript is spliced from 4 exons. Gene Ontology annotation, cellular component: extracellular region. The record is from RefSeq and is a predicted model, not a curated record.
UUUCCGUAGGCUCCUGGCUCCUGGCUCCUCUUAGGCUCGGCAGUAUUGGAAGCGCGCAGGCGCGGCUUGGGGCUCCCAGAACGCGGAGUAGCGGAGCGGGACGCGCGGGAAUCAUCAGCCAGAGACCUGCCAGAGACCGCAAGAAAACAUGGGGAGGGUUUUCCUCACAGGAGAAAAAGCCAAUUCAGUAUUAAAGCGCUACCCAAGAGCUAAUGGACUUUUUGAAGAAAUAAGACAGGGCAACAUUGAGCGUGAGUGUAAAGAAGAAGUCUGCACAUUCGAGGAAGCUAGAGAAGCUUUUGAAAAUAAUGAAAAAACUAAGGAGUUUUGGAGCACCUACACGAAAGCGCAGCAAGGAGAGAGUAACAGAGGAAGUGACUGGUUUCAAUUUUACCUUACCUUUCCAUUAAUUUUUGGUCUCUUCAUUAUCCUUCUUGUCAUUUUCCUAAUCUGGAGAUGCUUCCUAAGAAACAAAACUCGUAGACAGACAGUGACUGAAGGCCACAUUCCUUUCCCUCAGCACCUCAAUAUCAUCACUCCACCUCCCCCACCUGAUGAAGUGUUUGACAGCAGUGGAUUGUCUCCAGGCUUUCUAGAAUAUGUGGUUGGUCGUUCAGAUUCUGUCUCCACUCGCCUAUCCAACUGUGAUCCCCCACCUACCUAUGAGGAAGCUACUGGCCAGAUGAACCUGCGGAGAAGUGAAACAGAACCUCAUUUAGACCCACCCCCGGAGUAUGAGGACAUAGUCAACUCCAACUCAGCCAGUGCCAUUGCUAUGGUGCCUGUGGUCAACACCAUCAAAUGAAGCUGUAAACUUCUUUUUACUCUAAUUGUUUUUAAAUUACUAAUGAAAGGACUUUCCAGCACUUUACCACUACAUAAAUGUGCAUUGACUUAUUUCAUUGGAUUCCUACAGCAUACCACUUCAUAAUUUCUAGUUUGAUUUUCUUUAGUUUUGUUUCCUAUUAAAAAUCAUUAUCUGUGCUCAUUGUUGCCAAAGGAAAUAUGUGAAGAGAGAAAAACAUACCAAUGGGGGGUCUUCAUGUGCUAUGAUGAGAUACAUACAUAUAUAUAUAUAUAUAUAUACACACACACACACACAUGAGUAUGUGUAUAUAUACGUGUGUGUAUCAACAUAGUAUGUGUGCAAUUGUCUUGAAAAUCCAUUAACAUCUUAAAUCACCUGUAAAGAGAAUACUCAUGAAAAUUGGACAAAAGGGACACCCAGGUGAUAUAAGAUAGCCAUCAAUUUGCUGUAGAUUCUUGCAAAAAGGAUUUAACUAGUAUGUUUUAUGAUUCUUACUGGCUUCUGUUAGCAUUUUUUUCCUUCAUCUAUCUUAAAAUGGAAAAUUCAUAGAGUGAUUCUUAAUUUUAGAAACAUCUCAGAAAGUGAGAGAGAGUGUGUACAAGAUAAGCAAUAAUUUGUUUGCAAUGUAUAGCAAGAAAAUCCUUGGUUGUUAGUAGUAUUUGACUCAUUUUAUACUAGGGAUUGUUUUGUUGUUGACCACCAUCCUCCAAAUUAAACAAUUUACUUAGCAUCUUUGAAAGUUUCAUGCUAUUAAUAUUAAUAACUUUGUGUGGAGGAUUUCCUGGCAACAAAAUUUGUAAAGUGGAUAUAUACUAACAACAGACACUAGAUACCAAUUAAUUACCCCUUUGCUGAUGAGUGGCAAUAAUUAUUUUCUUCUUGCUGUGCACUCUUCUAUUCUGUGUACUCUCUCCUACCACUGCAGAAUCUUCAAGCACCUAAGAGUUAAGUUUUUUGAAAUGAUUUUCAUGAUGGUUUUGUACAGGCUGAAGUCUUUGCCUCAGGCUUAUUAGGAGGCAGUUUUCCACUAAAUUAUGAACUGUGAUUUUUAUAUUUUUCUCCAAUUGGUGGAAGAUUGCAAAGUAUGUGUUGUAACAAGUGCAUACUGAAUCUAAUUAUAGCCCUGCAUAGAUUUCAUUAUUCUUGCUACUUUGUUUUGUAGUUUCAUUAGUUUUUUUUAACUGCAGGCUUUUUACUUUUCCCUUGGAGAAGAGGGAAUAGGCUGUGGAUAAACUGCCAACAUAAAGUGUCUGAGUAGUUGCUUUAUAAAGUUCCAUUAUGUAUGCAGUGAUGGUAAAUUCGUUAGAUUAUUCACAGAAAAUUCAUUAGAUUAUUCACGGAAAUAUCUUUCUACUACCAAGUCUUGUCUGUGUUGGAUAAAAUGGCGGAUACAGAGGUAGGUGGACAUUGUGGUGCAGCAGGUUAAGCCACUGCUUGGGACACCUGUAUCCCAUACGGGAGUGCUGGUUCCAGUCCCUGCUAUGUGCUUCCAAUCUAGCUUCAUUCUAAUGCACCUGGGAGGUAGCAGAUGAUGGCUCAAGUACUUGGGUCAUUGCCACUCACAUUGGAAAUCUGGACUGAGUUCCAGGCUCCUGGCUUUGGCCUGGUUCAGCCCUGGCUGUUUCAGGCAUUUGGGGAGUGAUCCAGCAGAUAGAAGAUCACUUUCUCUCGCUCUCGCUCUCGCUCUCACUCUCUCUCUGUUAUUCUGCAUUUCAACUAACUAAUAUUUGAAAAUAAAACAAAACCACUCCAUCCCCACUGACUCCUCCCUCAAUUCUGCCCCAGAAUCAAAGGAAGGAGGGAAAACUGCAAGGAAUCCUGAACUAGGAGUCAGAUAGCCUAACUUUUAACCCCCUUCUGCCAUAUACUUGCCAUGGUACCUUGGACAAGACCCCUAUUUGACCCUCAGACUCCUCAACCUGAAAACAGGGAUAGUAUCAUUUGUCCUGCUCUUCUCUGGGGGCUUUAAAAGGAUCAAAUGAGAUGGUGUGUGUCGAAGUAAUUUCUAAAAUGUGAAGACUUAUCUAGAUAGAAGAUCCUAGCAUCAGUACUGUGCUUCAGAGAAGUUUCUCUCUCUUUUUCUCUAAAAGUUAUCAGAGCGUUCACAUAGUGAGAAAUAGAGCAGGGUGUUCUAUAAAUUACUAACAUAGUCCUAGUCUAAGUGUGUGGAAUUUUAGUUAAACCCUGCCAUACUCUAUUCUAUACCAAAGCUGUGCCAACUUAAAGAUAAUGGCUAACUCAGCACAAACCAGGUUUAAGCAAAUGUUGGAAAGGGAACCGAAGUGUUUUUAAUUAAUAGGUUUUGUAGCUUCCUUGAACUAAAACUGACUAUAUCUUGACACUGAUCUCAGAAAUGACAAUAUUGUUUUGAGUGUUGCCAUGAGUACAUGGCAAUCUUUGAUUUCUAGUUAAAGCUGAAGGUAGGAGUGUUUGAUACAAUGACGUAUUUGUGAGGUUUUUUUUUUGUUUUGUUUAUUUUUAAAUGAAAGUUAGGGCUCCCUUUUUUUAAGGUUCAUUUUGCGCUGACUUUUCUUUUAGUCAUUAAUGUCAGUCCCUGGGGUACCUUGAGAACAUUUCAGAGGAUUUGUAAGAUCAAAAUAUUUUCAUAGUAAUGUGAAGACAUCAUUUGUCUUUUCAUUCUGAUCUCUCAAAAAGAGUUGAAAAUGUAAAACCAUGCCACAUUCCCACACAUCUUUUUUCUGUUUUAGAAAAUAUGGAUAUUUUUCAUAAAAAUAUUAUUUAUUUAUGUUAGCAUGUAAUGGAUUUGUUGUUUUUAAAUGAAUUAAUACAGUAUUUCUUCAUUUUAUUUUCUAAUAUGAUAAAUAUUGAGACAUAAAUCUCAUAAACAAAAACUCUUUGACUUCCAGAUCCCCAUUUUAAGAAUAUAAUGGGGUCUGGAGACCAAAAGUUUGAGAACUACAGGAUUAGACAACAGAACAGGAUAUUCAAUUACUAAAUAUAUAUUCUUACAAAUUUAUUUUUACAUUUUAAAUUCCUGAUAUUAGAUUGAAUGCUGUCUCUCAGAGAUACCUGAAUUAAACUCUAAGGAUAAAUGUUGAUUCCUGAAGAAAAAAGCAAAAUGUUUAAACCAAUCAAUGACCACAGCUUUUUAGACAGUUUGUCAAACACACACAUACACACACACACACACCCAGUGUUACUCCAUAGUAAAAGCUCCAUCAGCUACAGAUCUCAUCAUGCCUUUCAUGUGAUGACAGAAUAAGCAAAAUACCACUUCAUUCAAGAAAUAUCAUCUGAGGAUUGCUCAUUUUGUUUGAAUGUGGUUUGGGUUUUAUAUUUUUAAAAUACUUUUUGCUACCCCAUCUGGUUUUAUAAAAUGAGUUUCCUAACAUUUAUUAUAAUUAAGGGGUUUGUCUGGAAUAAUAUGUAUUUUUAUGCUUUUAUCUUUCCUACCUGACUGAUAUUAUAUUCACCUUUGGUAAUUUUUAAUAAAGGUUUAUUUUUGCAGAAUAUAUUUAGUAUCUUUAUUAAGCAGUAACUAAAUUGAAUCAGUGGGUUUGCAUGUAAAUAAAAGAAUAGGCUCAACUGUCUUCCAGCAGAAUGAUUUCUAAGCUUCCACAUAUAGUGGUUGUAUCUUGAAUCCUAGAACUGACAAUUUUGCUUCCAUGCUCUAAAUGUCUCAAUAAAUUGUAUGCGUUUAAAGUAAAUAAAAUGAUUUAUCCUUUCCCUAUUGACCAAUACAAAUAGAGAUGUUGUGUUUUUUCAUUGCUAAUAAUGACAUUUUCAAGUUUGAUGAUCUGAUCCAGUUAACUAUGGAGGUAGCUUUAACUUGGUUCUAUAAAAAUAGCAUGUAUUUUAUUAUAAUAUUUCACAAUUUAAAUGCUUGGUUUACAUUAAAUUAUAGUAUUUAACUUUUAUGUUUAUACUAGGUAUGGUUUUUCUUAUGUUCCUGUGU